AUGGAUGAUUGUGAUACAAAGGCUCGCUUACCCGUGCACGUGAUUAUCAGCGUGAAUGACUUUGCCAAGAUACGGACAAGUGAUCCUUUACGGGUCGGACGUAGAGGAGAUCCAGUAGCAGAGCGUACACGUUUCGGGUGGACUAUAAUGUCUUCCGGAACAGAUCUAGGCAACGUGCACCUUGCCGUGAAUUCUACGGUGGAUCACAACCGACUCUGCACCCUAGAUGUCUUAGGACUAGAGGAUAAACUAUCUAAUCACCAGAGCGACGUCCAAGAAGAAUUUAAGGAGCAACUGGUUAGGAGUCCAGACGGCCGAUACGAAACUGGACUACCCUGGAAAGGGAACUGUCCUGAGUUGCCCAAUAAUUGUGCGGGCAGUGUGUGCAGAGUGAACACUCUUCUAUGGAAAUUAAAGAGAACUGAUAUGCUAGACCAGUGCGACGACAUUAUUCGGGAACAGUUAGAGGAAGGUGUGGUUGAGAAGGCACCAGCGAAGGUAACAGGCAAGGAAUUCUACAUGCCCCACCAAGCAGUAAUACGCGAGAAUGCCAAAUCAACCAAGCUACGAGUGGUAUAUGACGCCUCGGCCCGUGCGUAUGACGGUGCGCCUUCUUUGAAUGAGUGUUUACACACUGGCCCCCCACUACAGAAUGAGCUAUGGAAUCUUAUUGUCCGCAACAGAUUCCAUCCUAUUGCUGUUGGCGGAGAUAUGCGCAAGGCCUUCCUACAGAUACAACUAGAAAGCGACUGCACCGAUGAUGAGCCUCCAUUUGCAAAACAACAGCUUGGUGCAUCAUCAGCUCGUGGGGAGUGCAACCUACUGGGACUCAAUUGGGACAAAGGGGAUGACACUUUACAUGUUUCACUCCCAUCUCAGCCUGCUACAUUGACCAAGCGGGGCAUCCUCGCCAACUUAGCGAAAAUUUAUGACCCGUUAGGACUUGUGUCGCCUGCAAUUCUUGUUCAGUACCAGGAACCAAUCGACAAUAUUAAACUUCAUGCAUUUGGUGAUGCAAGUAUUCACAGUGUGUGUGCUGCUGUUUAUGCUGUGGUUACACAGGCGUCAGGCGUGACACAGGGUCUGAUCGUCGCCAAAUCCCACCUUCCUAAGAAAAGUCUGACGAUUCCUCGUUUGGAGCUCGUGUCAGGCCAUAUGGCAGUCAACUUGUCUACAAAUGUGCGGGUUGCACUAGAAGGCUUCAGUAUGACGGAGGAUAUACAGUGCUGGCUCGACAGCACUGUAGCCCUACACUGGCUGAACGAUGAUGGGGAGUACCGCCAAUUCGUGGCUAAUCGGGUAAAAAAGACCCAGAGCCACCCGAACACGCAGUGGAGAAAUGUACCGACACCCGAGAACCCUGCUGAUCUGGGGAGCAGAGGUGGCAGUGAGAAUGAAGCACAGCUAUGGUGGAAAAGUCCACCGCGGUUAUCCGACUGA
This is a messenger RNA of Stylophora pistillata, 1440 nucleotides long. RefSeq lists its product as uncharacterized. NCBI's taxonomy places the organism in Eukaryota, Metazoa, Cnidaria, Anthozoa, Scleractinia, Pocilloporidae. The record is from RefSeq and is a predicted model, not a curated record.